AUGCCAAAACGAAAGCAAGGCAGCGACGACGUCGACGACGGUAAAUCCUCCUCUUCCGAGGUCAGCCUCGUCGACGUCUCGUUCGAUUUCUUCGACCCGAACCCCAACGUCGAUUACCACGCAAUCAAGCGCCUUCUUGGGCAGCUCUUCCAACGUGAUGCGGAGGGGUUGAAUCUGCAUGAGCUGACGGAGCUAAUUCUGGGGCAGCCGACGGUGGGGACGACCAUCAAGACAGACGGGGUCCAGAGUGAUCCGUUCGCGCUGCUGACCGUCCUGAACAUGCACCUACACCAUCAAAACGCGUCUAUCAAGGCGAUUGCGAACUAUGUGCUCGCAAUCACGGCCACACACGACCAGGCAUUCCAUGCAACCCUCCAGCAACUAUUCUCCCAAUCUGACGCGCAUGUGGGGCUGGUUCUGUGCGAGAGAUUGGUUAACAUGCCUGUCCAGGUGAUCCCGCCGAUGUACACCAUGCUGGCCGACGAGGUGAAGUGGGCUCUCGCCGAUGGGGAGCCGUACAACUUCACACACCUGAUAAUCGUCUCCCGCGUCUACCACCUGACAGAGGAUGAGGAAUCGCUGCUCGCCAAUUCGGCAUCCACGCGCCGGGCACGGGGAUCUGGGUCCGCAGCGAAUGGAGAUGGCUCUCCGAAGAAACAUAAGAAACACCGAGCGCAGGAAGACGAGGGGAGCUCCGUCGCGCGCCCUGAGGACGGCAUAUACCCAUUCCACCCCGAAGACAACAUUAUCUGGCAGUCCGCCAUCCACUCGCUGACGUUCCCGUACCAGACACCGGUCCCUCCAUUGGUUCAGGAGACACGCUCGCGCGAUGCCUUCGGACUGGAUGUUCGAGGGCGGAUCAUGAUGGUGUCAGGUGGCGCAGAAACGUUCAGAGAGCUGGGGACGAAGAUGAAAGACGUUUUUGGAACUGGUUAG
Messenger RNA from Cyclocybe aegerita, 936 nucleotides. The record is from the annotation of a GenBank genome assembly. Lineage: Eukaryota; Fungi; Basidiomycota; Agaricomycetes; Agaricales; Hemipholiotaceae.